GGAGGGAGGGAGGGAAAGCCCCUCCUGGCGCCUUCCUCCUCUUCCUGUGGAGAGCCCUCGCUUCCCGCCCCGCGGAUGGGAGAGUCGCCGCGCCCGGCCUGAGCUUGGCCUCGGCUCCAGAGGGGCUCCUUGGGGACGGCGGGGUCGGCUCGUCAGCCCUGUAGCAGGGCUCCCGCAGUAUGGUUGAGUAUGUUGUGGAGUAUGAUUAUGAUGCAGUACAUGAUGAUGAGUUAACCAUUCGCGUUGGUGAAAUCAUAAGGAAUGUCAAAAAACUAGAAGAGGAAGGAUGGCUAGAAGGAGAACUAAAUGGGAAGAGAGGCUUAUUCCCUGACAACUUCGUUAAGGCAAUUCAGAGAGAGACGGAAACUAAAGAUGACGAUUUGCCAGUCAAGAGGGAAAGGCAUGGAAAUGUAGCAAACCUUGUUCAGCGCAUGAGCACUUAUGGUCUUCCAGCAGGAGCAUUUCAACCUCAUUCUCAGGGCAAAGGCCUCAGGAGGAGAUCAAAAAAACGGCAGUGUAAAGUUAUGUUUGAGUAUAUUCCUCAGAAUGAGGAUGAGUUGGAACUGAAGCUGGGAGACAUUAUAGACAUUCAUGAAGAGGUUGAAGAAGGCUGGUGGAGUGGAACACUAAAUGGCAAAUCAGGCUUAUUUCCUUCUAAUUUUGUAAAAGAGUUGGAGGUAAAAGAUGAUGGAGAAACACAUGAAGUCCUGGAUGAUUCAGAGUCUGUUUUUGCGGGCCCUCCCUCUCCUCUGACUUCACCAGGAAAUGGCAGUGAGCCCGGACCUGCACCAAUAGCACAACCAAAGAAAAUCAGAGGAGUAGGGUUUGGCGAUAUUUUCAAAGAUGGCUCAGUAAAACUUAAAACAAGACUGUCCAGUAAUGAUUCAGAAGAGAAGAAGCAGGAUAAACCAUCACCCACACAUUCAUCUGGACCAAAAGUAACACAAUUUUCUGGUGUUAUGAAAUCUGAAGUGACAACAGAGGUAACAAAAGCAGAAUCUGAAAACAAACAGAAAGCUAAGGAGUAUUGCAAAGCCUUGCAUGCCUAUGAAGGUACCAAUGAGGAUGAACUUAAUUUUAAGGAAGGUGAUAUUAUCCAGAUAAUAAGUAAGAACACUGGAGAUUCAGGAUGGUGGAAAGGCGAGCUCAAUGGCAAAGAAGGGGUUUUUCCAGACAAUUUUGCCUUUCAGAUUACUGAACUGGAUAAAGAUUUCCCUAAGCCAAAGAAACCACCACCUCCUACAAAAUGUCCAGGUUCAAAACCAGAGCUUCCAUCUGGAGAGAAAAAGUUACCUCUUCUUAAGAAUGAAGAAAAAGAUGAAAAAGCUGCUUUGGAUCAGAAAGGAUCUAAACCAGUAGCUCCUCAAGUACCUCCCAAAAAGCCUAUCCCUCCAAACAAAGUCAAUAACAUCUUAAGACCUGGGAUUCUGCAUCCAAAAUUGCCAGAGAAACCAGUUUCACAGCCGCCAGUGUCAAAAACAAAUGGAGACAUUGUUUCCUGGCGACCAAAAUCUGAAAUUGAACCUACAACAAAACUUAAAGAUUCUGAGCAGUUACCAUUGAGACCUAAAUCAGUAGAGGUGGACUCAGUUGCAAUAAAGAAUAUGAAAGAAACAGACCUCUUAAGUUUUGAUGACAUUAUAUCUACCUCAGAAAACCUAUCACAUCCCACAGCAAAUAGGCCAAAGAUGCCUGGUAGGAGACUUCCUGCUCGUUUCAAUGGCAAUAAUUCUCCUACUCAAACAUUAAGCAUGGAGAAAGCUGUGAAGGUGCAUAAAGAAGAGGAAGAAAGUGCCAAACUAAAGCCAUCUGAGAUUAGAAAGUCAUUUGUAUUUACUUCACCACUUCUGUCUUCAAUACCAAAAGUAAAUGCUGUUUCCGGGGAAAUGAAACUUAAACAAGAAAUAGAUGAAGGUGGAAAGCCUUCCUUGGAAGAGCUGAGGUCUCAGAUCUUUGACCUUCUAAUUGUGGUAGAAACGUUAAAAAAAGAACAUGGGAAAGAACUGAACAAAUUAAAAAAAGAAUUGGAGGAGGAGAAGAAGAUGCGUAGUCACCUAGAGGUAGAAAUAGAAAAACUCAAGAAAGCGAUCAUAACAUCUUGAAAGAGCUAUAGACCAUGGGUCUCUAUUGUGCCAGGAGUUCAGUCUAAAAAUGAAUGAACUUGUCUUUUUUAUUUCAAAGAAACAAAUUGUUGCAUUCCAUUUUUUAAAAGAGAAUAAAUUAAUCUUAUAUUCAGUGACUUUAAGAGGAUAAAUGAAUAUUUUUGUUUUGUUUUGUUUCCUGCCAAUAUAGGAGAGGCCUUAUUUCUUACUGUGCUGGAAUAGCAGACCUUUAUUUUCUUGGUUUGCUUGAAAUACUACUGAAGCUGUAUUUAAGAGAGAGAGAGAGAAGAAGGGUUCUAAAUAGAUUUUUAUUGAAGAUCUAUAGUAUAAUUUUUUAAAGACCUGUGCUUUAAUUAAGGCAAUAUAUCUUUGCAAAGAAAUCUGUUAAAAAAUUCUAUAGGGAGGCACAUAGUGUAGCCUUGUAGAUAUUAUAGUCACUAUUUUUCCCACCAUGGUAAAGGGAAUAUGAUAUAUAUAUAUAUAUAUAUAUAUAUAUAUAUAUAUUCACAUUCCUAUCCAGGAUUACACGGUUGUGCCUGUCAUCAGUGAGGGUAUUAAUAAUAUGCUGUUUUGUAGUUCAGGAUGAUCAUGAGAGUAUAUUCUUACUAUGAAGCAGAUGAGUCACCAGACCUACGCCAUACAAUGUAUAGAUAUCUCCUCAAGAAGAGAAUUUGGUCAGUUGCACUAUAGGAUGCAUGAAAGGGAUUUAUGUUUGGACCACACAAAAAAGCAGCAUGAUUGAAGCUACAAGAGGGCUAAAGACUUAAACUGACUUUGUACUGCAAAACAAGACGUAUUAAACGUGAUAUUGAUCAGGAUUCUCAACCUUUGAUCCUCCAGCCUUUUUAUACUUUGCUAGCAUGAUGUUGGAUUCUGGGAGCUGAAAUUCAAACCAUCUGCAGGAUGAGAAUCAUUGCUGUAGAUCCUAAAUUUCUGUGCUUUCAUAAAUUUUACUACAACACUACAAUAUCUUGCAAUUUUCAAUUUUAGCACUAAUUAUACUAUUGUUAAUAUUUUCCUAUGACAAUGAAAUGUUAAGAUCUACUAGCCUGUUAACUAAAUGCACUCUUCAAAUAAGGGUUCGUCACCCAGAAGGCUAUUUUAAAUAGACCAAUAAAUAAAUAUUUAGCACGUAUACACAUAGUCCUGCAAUGUGUUCUGAAAACAACUCAGUAGGUUUUGUUCAAACAAUAUACUUUUUUCUGCAGGGCUUUCAUUUCAUUGCUUCCACUCCUCAAUUUUUCCCUGUGAUGGACUGGAGAUGAAAUCAUACAAUGUUGUGGAACACUGCACUGAAGCAGAGGCUAAAAAUGCAAACCCAUCCUCUCUCUCUCAUUCGUUCUGUGUUAUUAUCCUAAAAUCCUGUUUUCAGAGUGAUAUUUAGACUGGCCAAAUUUAUUAUAAAGUAAAAUGCUAACUCUAGAACUGUCACUGAAAACUUUGGUCCUCAGCAUCUGGUUUUAGAACAAAAUCUGAAAUUGAAUGGCUUUGAUAUAUUGUCUCAGCUAAAUUAUAAACUAUGUCAUAUAUGUAUGUAGUUUGCAAUUUAAAGUUGCCAUCUUAUUUACUCGUAAGUAACUAUGUGUGUAUAUAAGAGACUGAAGUCUGUUUUCCCUGCCAUCCCGCUUCUCCUAGGGCACAUAUAAUCCAGAAUAUCAAGGCAGAAAAACCCACAAUAUUUGUUUUGAACUAGGUUAUCUAAGUCCACGCUGCCAUAUAUUCCAGUUCAAAGCAGAAAAUGUGAGAUUUUAUUCAGCUGUGUGGAAGGGGCCCUAUUCUGGAGUAAGAGGGGCUAAGUAAAGAGGAAGGGACCUUGUUGCUACCCAUAGAGGUCUUAUCCUUUUUUGGGCCCUGGGGAAAGCAUCAAAAUUGGGGAGUAGAAACAGGCUGGGGGAAAAGUUUGAAUCCUUCCUAUAAAGUGUGAGAAAGAAGCAGCCUCUCUUCAUUUUCAAAAAAGAAAUAAUCUUUUCCUACCUUGAGUUGGGCAUGGGUGAUGAACACCAACCUGUCUUCACACUAUCUUUCCAAAACAAUAAAAGUUCAGAAAUGGGAAAGGGGAAGAAAUUGCCAUAUAGGAUAGGGAAUAAUGUAGGAAGCUUUUCUCUUUUCCUGUUAACUUUUUUUGCAAGCAGCUGUCAUUAUGCACAGUUGUUGCUUCCACUAAAAGAUCCACUUUGAAGCAAUUCUUGUGGAAAGAAAAGAGAAAUGCUCCUACACAUAUUCACACAAUUUGGGCUUUGGGAGUACGUGCCACAAGCAGAACCCUCUUCUUUCUCCUGAAAAAACUGAACAGGAGGGGAAAGGAAACGAUCCCAUUCUUUUCCAUGUGUUAAAACAGGGAGCUUCUUGCUUCUUGAUUGUGUAGAAGCAGAAGCGAGCGGCUCCUGGCACUUGGCAGCACUUCUCUUCGCCCCCAGAGACCUACUUUCUCACAAGCCUAGCUUUUGCUGGAAGUGUGAAUUGGAAGGAACUAAAUUUGGUUUAUUGUACCAAUGUAUUGAUUCUUUAGUUGCAUCACAUGAAAACAAUCUCAGUCUGUGCUAUCUUGGAUGAAUGGAUAACAAAAGAGCUCUUCUUUGAUACCAACUUGAUUGAAAUUCUCCUCUGAUUAUGCAAAAGAAGAACUGAGCCUAAUGAAAUAUUAUGUCUUUCAUAUAUUUUUCACUGUAGUCCAAAAGAGUGUAAAGCAUAAUGAUUAAUUUGUCUGCCUUGAAGCUUGUAGGAGAUCAGUAGGACAAGACAAUCAAUUAGUUAAUUACUGAAUGGCCUUCUUUGCUGUAGCAAUAAAUGACCAAGUGCAAUGAUGAUUUAUUUUUUCAAAUCUUCUGCAAGUUGCUACUCUGAGUAUUUUUAGCGACAAAAGUCUCCCUUAACAUGACAUCUGUCUUAAUAUUGUGAAUUUGGAGAGGGUAUGCAGACAUUCCAAAGAAUACAAGUUAUUUCAAGCAGUAUGCUUCACUGACUUGUUUACGGGUGCUGUAAAAAUCAUGCAUGCUGUCAAAAUCUCACAAAUAAAAUUGUAUACUAUUAUUA
This is a messenger RNA of Anolis carolinensis (green anole), 5135 nucleotides long. It is a transcript of the gene cd2ap, whose product is annotated as CD2 associated protein. Gene Ontology annotation, cellular component: plasma membrane; cytoplasm; vesicle. Lineage: Eukaryota; Metazoa; Chordata; Lepidosauria; Squamata; Anolidae. The transcript has 18 exons. The record is from RefSeq and is a predicted model, not a curated record. Gene Ontology annotation, biological process: actin filament organization; cell migration. Gene Ontology annotation, molecular function: protein binding. The coding region runs from base 180 to 2102 and encodes 640 amino acids.